AUGAUGCUGAGCACGGAAGGCAGGGAGGGGUUCGUGGUGAAGGUCAGGGGCCUACCCUGGUCCUGCUCAGCUGAUGAAGUGAUGCGCUUCUUCUCUGAUUGUAAAAUCCAAAAUGGCACAUCAGGUAUUCGUUUCAUCUACACCAGAGAAGGCAGACCAAGUGGUGAAGCAUUUGUCGAACUUGAAUCCGAAGAUGAAGUGAAAUUGGCUUUGAAGAAGGACAGAGAAACCAUGGGACACAGAUAUGUUGAAGUAUUCAAGUCCAACAGUGUUGAAAUGGAUUGGGUGUUGAAGCAUACAGGUCCAAAUAGUCCUGAUACUGCCAACGAUGGCUUCGUCCGGCUUAGAGGACUCCCAUUUGGCUGUAGCAAGGAAGAGAUUGUUCAGUUCUUUUCAGGGUUGGAAAUUGUGCCAAAUGGGAUGACACUGCCGGUGGACUUUCAGGGGAGGAGCACAGGGGAGGCCUUUGUGCAGUUUGCUUCACAGGAGAUAGCUGAAAAGGCCUUAAAGAAACACAAGGAAAGAAUAGGGCACAGGUACAUUGAAAUCUUCAAGAGUAGCAGAGCUGAAGUCCGAACCCACUAUGAUCCCCCUCGAAAGCUCAUGGCUAUGCAGCGGCCAGGUCCCUAUGAUAGGCCAGGGGCUGGCAGAGGGUAUAAUAGCAUUGGCAGAGGGGCUGGGUUUGAAAGGAUGAGACGUGGUGCCUAUGGUGGAGGGUAUGGAGGCUAUGAUGACUAUGGUGGCUAUAAUGAUGGAUAUGGCUUUGGGUCCGAUAGGUUUGGAAGAGACCUCAAUUACUGUUUUUCAGGAAUGUCUGAUCAUAGAUAUGGAGAUGGUGGGUCCAGUUUCCAGAGUACCACAGGGCACUGUGUACACAUGAGGGGAUUACCUUACAGAGCCACUGAGAAUGAUAUUUACAAUUUUUUCUCACCUCUUAACCCCAUGAGAGUGCACAUUGAAAUUGGACCUGAUGGCCGAGUUACUGGUGAGGCAGAUGUUGAAUUUGCUACUCAUGAAGAUGCUGUGGCAGCUAUGGCAAAAGACAAAGCUAAUAUGCAACACAGAUAUGUGGAGCUCUUCUUGAAUUCUACUGCAGGAACGAGUGGGGGUGCUUAUGAUCACAGCUAUGUAGAACUCUUUUUGAAUUCUACAGCAGGGGCAAGUGGUGGUGCUUAUGGUAGUCAAAUGAUGGGAGGGAUGGGCUUAUCCAACCAGUCUAGUUAUGGGGGUCCUACUAGCCAGCAGCUAAGUGGUGGCUAUGGAGGUGGUUAUGGUGGUCAGAGCAGUAUGAGUGGAUACGACCAAGUUCUGCAGGAAAACUCCAGUGACUAUCAGUCAAACCUUGCUUAAGUAAAGAAGGAACACUAAACAGCUGUUACAGAAAUAAAAGCUGUGCAUUUAUGGGAGUUGUAGAAUGGGAGGGAUGUCUAGCCUAUCCAGUGUGAUUGGUAAUUGGGAAAUAUCAUUGAUUCUGAUCACUCUUGGACAACUUUUUCUUUCUUUCUUUCUUUCUUUCUUUCUUUCUCUCUCUCUUUCCUUUUUUUAAAGAAAACAAAAAUUAAGUUUAACAGUUUCGCAUUACAGGCUUGUGAUUCAUGCUUACUGUAAAGUGGAAGUCAAGGUUUUAAAACUUCAAGCUCAGUAAUUUUGAACACUGAAGCAUUCACUUAGGAUGUAAUAACAGCGUUCAGUAUUGACCAUAACUGUUAAAACAACUUUCAGCUUUCCUCAAGUUAGUUAUGUUGUAGGAGUAUACCUAAGCAGUAAGCGUAUUUAGGUUAAAGCAGUUUCACUUAUGUUAAAUGUUGCUCUUAUACCACAAUACACUGAAAACUUUGGAUGCAUGUUGAGAAACAUGCUUUUCUGUAAAACUCAAAUAUAGGAGCUGUGUCUACGAUUCAAAGUGAAAACAUUUGGCAUGUUUGUUAAUUCUAGCUUUUUGGUUUAAUAUGCUGUAAGGCACGUGACUGUACACUUUUUUUUUUUUUUAAGAUCUGGGACAAUUUUGAGAUGUAAUACCAAUACUUUAGGAGUUUGGUCAUGUCGUUUGUAUGAGAUUCUGAGGCUUUGAUUUAAAUCUUUCCUUGUAUUGUGAUUUCCAUUAGAUGUAUUGUACUAAGUGAAACUUGUUAAAUAAAUCUUCCUUUUAAAAACUGGAAAAA
This is a messenger RNA of Prionailurus viverrinus (fishing cat), 2162 nucleotides long. It is a transcript of the gene HNRNPH2, whose product is annotated as heterogeneous nuclear ribonucleoprotein H2. The transcript has a single exon. Gene Ontology annotation, cellular component: ribonucleoprotein complex; nucleoplasm. Gene Ontology annotation, molecular function: RNA binding. The coding region runs from base 1 to 1350 and encodes 449 amino acids. Lineage: Eukaryota; Metazoa; Chordata; Mammalia; Carnivora; Felidae. The record is from RefSeq and is a predicted model, not a curated record. Gene Ontology annotation, biological process: regulation of RNA splicing.